AUGUCUGGUGAUCUUGUGAUUUCGGGAGACUGCGGUGGCACCAACACGCGGCUUUCACUGUGGCUCAUCCCCCAGGGCUCCGUAGCCUUUAAGGGCUCGGUCGCUCCAGGGGAGAUCACAUUCGCCAAGAAAUAUCACAAUGAAAAUUAUUCCAGUUUCAACGAAGUGUGUCAUCUCUUUAUGAAGGAGGCAAAGUUGCAGGAACGCCUGCCUGUGGCCUGUGUACUGGCGUGUGCCGGUCCGAUCCUAAACAAUACCGUCGAAUUUACAAACAUUAAAGAUGGGUGGAAAAUUGAUGGAGCGAGUCUUGAAAAAGAACUGGGUAUCGCUACUGUAAAGCUCAUAAAUGAUUUUGCUGCCAUGGGUUAUGGUCUCCUGACUCUUAAACCUCACGAGUACAUUGUACUCAACGAUGCGAAAAAGGAGGAAGGGAUGCCAAUUGCCACAAUUGGAGCAGGCACCGGACUGGGAGAGUGUUACCUUACAGCUGGAAGUGAUGGUCACUAUUCGUGUUUUGCUUGUGAAGGUGGCCACACGGAUUUUGCUCCGGCCGACGAAAUUGAAAUUGAGCUGUAUAAUUCCAUCAAAAAGGACUUGGGCUGCGACCGCCGCUUUUCGGUUGAACGUAUUGUCAGUGGUCCGGGAUUGGCCACCAUCUAUAAAUUCUUGGCCAACAAGUAUCCGGACAAAGUCGACACUAAUGUACACGAGGAGUUUCUUCAGGCCGGAUCCUUACAAGGUAAAAUUGUGGGUGAUAAUGCGAAGUCGAACGAAUUGUGCAAUCAAGCCAUGGAGAUUCUUGUCGAUGCGUACGGUCGUGAAGCAGGAUGUGCCAUGCUUAAGUAUCUUCCACGAGGUGGAUUUUACAUCACGGGUGGCCUUGCACCCAAAAAUCUGGAUUAUUUCACCAAAAAGGAUAUUUUUCUCAAAGCGUGUUUUAACAAGGGACGUAUUAGUCCAGCGAUAAAAGCCAUUCCAAUUUAUCUCGUAUUAACGGAAGAUUUAGGCGAACGUGGCGCGCACUUCUAUGCGUACCAGUUGCUCGAGUCGUACAACAAAAGUAUGUUUGGCCACACUGUUGCACUAGAGAAGGCACAGGCAAAGUAUGCUACUCCAGAGCAUUUGGCGAUCUACGCGGCCACAGCCUCUAUUGGGGUUGCGGCGGGUAUGGUCAUUGGCAAUAUAUUGCGAAAGUGA
Molecule: messenger RNA, 1197 nt
Organism: Plasmopara halstedii
Lineage: Eukaryota; Oomycota; Peronosporomycetes; Peronosporales; Peronosporaceae
Product: glucokinase
Exons: 4
Coding region: 1-1197 (398 amino acids)
Biological process (GO): glucose 6-phosphate metabolic process; glycolytic process
Molecular function (GO): ATP binding; D-glucose binding; glucokinase activity
Source: RefSeq, a predicted model, not a curated record